GUUUGUUUCAACAUCAACAAAGGGGGGUGGAACUCUAACCGAAAAGCGCACUUAAAUCACAUGGGCAUAACUGUACUGUAUGUAACUGUACUGUUCGUAAGUAGACAAAAUGACUGAGACAUUCUUUAAAAUCAUCCAACAAGAAGGGAAAGGCCGAAUUGGAAUAGCCUCCAAGGACUUCAAACCUUACGAACUUGUUCUCGAGGACACUGCGGCGGCUUUUGGUCCCUUCCAAGACGCGGAAUCGAUAUGUGUCGCAUGUUUGCGGGAUCUCUCGGCCGUCGAGAUUUGUCGACAUUGCCAUCUUCCUCUACAUCAAGAUUGCGAAGAACGUGAACGAAGUGUGCAUGGCUACGAAUGCGACAUUUUUGCUAAAUUGCCCUCUGAUUAUCCUCACCAUGGCAUAUCAGGUUUGAUAAUGCCGAUUCGACUUCUCAAGCUUCGAAACACCCAUCCCCAAUUAUGGAAACAGGUGUUUGCAUUAGAGUCUCAUCACGAGUCUCGAACCGGUUUCAGUGCGGGACACAAGUCGCUCUUGAGCCAACUUGGAUUCUCGGACGAGGAUGUUGAAGCACUCGAGAUCCUGACCGGGAUCGUGCAGACUAAUUCGGCGAGUUUUGGGAAGAAAAGAGGCAUGUCUCUGGGUCAUGGGCUUUUCCCGACAUUCUCGUUGCUUUCCCAUGAUUGCGACUCGAAUUGCCGGUACUAUGCCACUCGGGAAUCCGAAAGUAACCAGGUUAUCAUCCAAGUACGAGCUAAAAGAGCCAUCACUCAGGGUGAGGAAUUGACCAUUCAAUACAAGAAUCCUCUACUCGGGAAUGUGGUCCGAACCACGUCCCUGCAAAGAAAUUGGCUUUUCGAUUGCCAAUGCGCGAGAUGUCAAGAUCCCACGGAAUUAGGUACUUACCUCUCGGCCCUGAGAUGUCGACGAGGGGAUUGCCCAGGCAAGAUUCUGCCCCAAGACUUCUACCACAUCUCCAUCAGUGUGGAUCCGAGUUUGUGGUAUUGUUCGAGUUGUGAUGAGUCCAUUGACAGUUUGAGUGUGGAGACAGACUUGAAGCGAUUUGAUAAGCUCAUCAGAGCCACGUCAUGUCUUGAAUCCGUCACAGUGUGGGAAGGUCAUCUUGAAGCAGCUUUGCGUGUGUUUGCACCCACACACUAUCUGCUCGAAAUGGCCAAAGGCAUGAAUUUGCUCAAAGAUGCAGCCAAGUGUCGACAAUACGAAACCGGCGAGAACUUUUCAAUCGCAUUUGCCUGUCUUUUAAAAGAAAUCAACGACCUCAUGAAGGUUCAAUAAAAUGGCUUACAAUCGUGCCAUUCGAUACCAAAAGAUAUCCUACCUAUUCUGUCCUCCUAUGUCUACGAACAUGUACUACAUACUGUGGAUAAUAAACCCACCGCCUUGAAAACAGCUCCAUACCCUAAAAAGUCAAUCUUUUUUUCGGGGUGUCUGAGAGAGUGGCUGGCUUUCGUCCAAUCAACCAACCAACCAACUAUCCAGCCAACCAACCAUCCGGUCCUCUACCUGGAUUGUUUCCCUUUGGCUAGGCUUUAUGAUAUCUGUGUGUUUUUGUGAGUGAGUGAGUGAGUGAGCGAGUGAGUGCCUAUCCCUCCACUCUUCCUUGAAUUGGAGUGGUCUCAUCCGUGGUGUGUCGAGUCGUUCGUCAUGAUCUUUCGCUUACCUGCCAUCAUCAUCAGUCCAAAGACCUGACAUAGGCUCCUCCUCCAUUGCAUGACAAAAUGGGAAUCCAGCUCCUCCUCACUUGAGCAUUUUCAAAACAAAACGUAAAACUUACACGAACCUCAAGAACACUUCUCAUGCUAUUCGAUAGCUAAGCUUCAGGGAUUUUAUGAAUUGUUUGAAGCCUGGGAUGGACCGUGUUUUGGCUGUUUAAAUCGACGGCUUGAUGUAGUUAUUCGGUUUGUUCUGGUUAUUCAGGAGUCUUUCUAAGGACAUUGGUUGAUUCUAAAAGUGGAUUUUUAUUGAUUAAACAAAACACACCGAGUACUUGCUGACCAAUUACAAAAUCCCACGCGAAACAGGAGCUCGAGUGACUGUC
Tigriopus californicus is the source of this 2060-nucleotide messenger RNA. RefSeq names its product SET domain-containing protein SmydA-8-like. NCBI's taxonomy places the organism in Eukaryota, Metazoa, Arthropoda, Copepoda, Harpacticoida, Harpacticidae. The record is from RefSeq and is a predicted model, not a curated record. Gene Ontology annotation, molecular function: protein binding.